Messenger RNA from Elgaria multicarinata webbii, 1161 nucleotides. RefSeq names its product uridine-cytidine kinase 1 (gene UCK1). Bases 35 to 886 code for a protein of 283 amino acids. The record is from RefSeq and is a predicted model, not a curated record. The transcript is spliced from 7 exons. Lineage: Eukaryota; Metazoa; Chordata; Lepidosauria; Squamata; Anguidae. Gene Ontology annotation, molecular function: ATP binding; ribosylnicotinamide kinase activity. Gene Ontology annotation, cellular component: cytoplasm.
CGGCCGGCCCUGCCUUGCCUGCAAUGCCCGGGCCAUGGCGACCGCGGGCAGUCACGGUACCGGGGGCAGCGGCGGCCUCUCGGGCGGGGAAGCGGAGCGCCCUCGCCCGCGGCCCUUCCUGAUCGGGGUCAGCGGAGGCACGGCCAGCGGCAAGUCAACGGUAUGUGAGAAAAUCAUGGAGCUUCUUGGCCAAAAUGAGGUGGAUCACCGCCAGCGGAAAGUGGUCAUCCUCAGCCAGGACCGGUUCUACAAGGUGCUCACGGCAGAACAGAAAGCGAAAGCCUUGAAAGGGCAAUACAACUUCGAUCACCCAGAUGCUUUCGACAACGAGUUGAUGCAAACGACCUUGAAGAACAUUGUGGACGGCCAAACGGUUGAGGUUCCGACCUACGAUUUCGUGACCCACUCCAGGCUGCCUGAGACGACCAUGGUCUACCCUGCCGACGUGGUCCUCUUUGAGGGGAUUUUGGUAUUCUACAAUCAAGACAUUCGGGACAUGUUUCAUCUUCGCCUCUUUGUCGACACCGAUUCGGAUGUCAGGCUCUCCCGGAGAGUUCUUCGAGAUAUGAAGCGAGGACGGGACCUCGAGCAGAUUCUGACCCAAUACACAACGUUCGUCAAGCCCGCCUUUGAAGAGUUCUGUUUGCCGACCAAGAAAUACGCGGAUGUGAUCAUCCCUCGGGGAGUAGACAAUAUGGUCGCCAUCAACCUGAUCGUGCAGCAUAUUCAAGACAUCCUCAACGGGGACCUUUGCAAGUGGCAACGCGGCGCGAUGAACGGGCACGGCCGGUCGUCCAAGCGGCCUUUUCCGGAACACGCCGACAGCGGUCCGCUCCUGGCCCCCGGCAAACGGUCCCACCUGGAGUCCAGCAGCCGCCCCCACUGAGGCCGCCCCCCAGCCCAGGUUGCCUCCCCGCCGGAUGGAUUUGAACGGAUCCCGAGGUGCCUUUUGCACCUCGCUAGAAUGCCACGGAUGGGCUCAGCCGAGAGGUGACAGGUCUUUUCACGGAGGGCUUGGACUGUUACCUUUUCAGUGAUUUUUAACAGCCUUCUUUCUGUUUGAAAGUUUUUCUUUUCAAGAAGGUACUUCACUUAACACAAACCCCGUUUUCUGUUCCUAGAGCGAAAAAAAGAAAAAAGCUCUUUGCCCUUCCUUGCAAA